Molecule: messenger RNA, 405 nt
Organism: Merops nubicus (carmine bee-eater)
Lineage: Eukaryota; Metazoa; Chordata; Aves; Coraciiformes; Meropidae
Gene: MREG
Product: melanoregulin
Exons: 4
Biological process (GO): melanosome transport; melanocyte differentiation
Cellular component (GO): melanosome
Source: RefSeq, a predicted model, not a curated record
AAAGACACUGAAGAAUGGCAAAAGCUCAACUAUGAUAUUUAUACCUUACGGCAGACCCGAAAAGAAGUGAGAAGCAGGUGGAAACACAUUUUGGAGGAUUUAGGUUUCCAGAAGGAAGCAGACUCCCUCUUGUCGGUGACCAAACUCAGCAUCAUUAGUGACUCCCAGAACAUGAGCAAAGCCCGGGACAUCCUGUUAAAGCUGUCUGAAGAGACAAACAUCUUCCCGACCAGCUGGGAGCUUUCUGAGCGCUACCUCUUUGUGGUGGAUCGGCUCAUAGCUCUGGACGCCGCGGACGAGUUCUUCAAGAUGGCCAGUGUCGUGUAUCCGAAAAGCCCCGCCGGCGGGGAGAGAGCGGACGACGGCCAGAAGGCCCCGCAGCCUGUCUCUGCCCUGAUGCCCUGA